This is a messenger RNA of Arabis nemorensis, 294 nucleotides long. The record is from the annotation of a GenBank genome assembly. Lineage: Eukaryota; Viridiplantae; Streptophyta; Magnoliopsida; Brassicales; Brassicaceae.
AUGGUGAAGUUGAUGUGUGUUUCCGUUUUAGCUCUCGCAGCGGCGAUUCUCUUGAUGACGGUGGUCGAAAUCCCGGUGGUGGAAGGAGUGACAUGCUCACCGAUGCAGCUGGCUUCAUGUGCGGCGGCGAUGACGUCAUCAUCGCCACCAUCGGCUUUGUGCUGCGCGAAGCUGAGAGAGCAGCAGCCAUGUCUUUGUGGGUACAUGAGGAACCCUAGCCUCCGACAAUUCGUUAGCUCCCCAAACGCCAAGAAAGUCUCAAACAGUUGUAGGAUUCCUUCCCCAAACUGUUAA